GAGUCCGGGAGCAGGAAACAGUGGUCUGAAGAAAUUGGGGGCUCACCUUGGGGGUUACACGCGCAGGCGUACCCUGGUGGCGCGGGAGGGUAGGACUGUGGACCAGCCUUGGUCCGGAGCCCUGUAUCUUCAGGACUUGACCUUUCUCCAAGAGGGAACACAGAAGAAGAUAAAGAAGAAAAUGACUCCUGAGUCUCAGGAAUUGGUGACAUUCAAGGACGUAACUGUGAACUUCACCCAAGAGGAAUGGAGGCAACUGAACCCUGCUCAGAGGGACCUGUACAGAGAUGUGAUGCUGGAGAACUACAGAAAUCUCAUCUCCCUGGGGCUUCCCAUUUCUACAUGUGAUAUGAUCUUCCAAGUGGGACAAGGGAAGGAGCCUUGGGCAUUUGAUCUGCAGAGAACUGAAGAGAAAGAGGUCCCAAGAAAUAUCUAUCAAGACUUGGAGAGUAGAAUUGAAGUGCAAGGAUCCCUUCUGAAGCAGAAUAUUUCUGAAUUAGAAUCACCAGGAAUUUUAAUAGAAAGACUCAGAGGAGAAGAUCUUCUACCUAAAAACAGGUUGGAAAAAAAGAGACAAAAUGCUAAAGGGGAACCAUGGGGAAAAUCUCUUUGCCGUGAAAGAGGUUUCAAGCAAAUAUCAAUGAACUCUCUUAAAAAUCCCAAUAAAGACAGAGGGCCUGAAUGUGAUAAAUGUGGGAAAACCUUUUUUGAUCGCUCGUCACUUACCAGGCAUCAGAGAACUCAUACUGGAGAGAAGCCCUAUGAAUGUAAUGAGUGUGGGAAAGCCUUCAGACACAGCAGUAGCCUAAGGAGACAUCAGAUGGCUCACACAGGACAAUGUCCCUAUGAAUGUCAUGACUGUGGGAAAGCCUUCUUUGACCGUUCAUCCUUUACCAUACAUGAGAGAAUUCAUACUGGAGAGAAGCCCUACGAAUGUGAUGAAUGUGAGAAAGCCUUCUUUGAUCGAUCAUCUUUUACUCGACAUCAGAGGAUUCAUUCUACAGAAAGUCCCUAUGAAUGUAAUGAGUGUGGGAAAGUCUUCAGCCAGAAAAUUCUACUCACUAGACAUAAGUUAAUACAUACUGGAGAGAAACCUUAUGAAUGUCAUGAAUGUGGGAAAGCCUUUUUUGGCCUCUCAUCUCUUACUCAACAUAAGAGAAUUCAUAGUAAAGAGAAGCCUUUUGAGUGUAGUGAAUGUGGGAAAGCCUUCAGCCAGAGAAGUCACCUUAGUCGGCAUCAGAGAACUCAUACUGGAGAGAAGCCUUAUGAAUGUAGUGUAUGUGGGAAAGUUUUCAGUCGAAAGUCAUCAGUCAUCCAACAUCAGCGACGUUAUGCCAAAGAACAGAAAUUGGGAAUGUUCUACCUGGAGGUGGGAGGAGGUGGUCUAGCUGGGACUACAUUUCCCAGAAUCCCUCAGAGACCACUUUCCCAGAAUUCGGUUCGGCUGAAGCCUCCCGAAGCGGAAGCGGCGCGGCAGUCCGUUCUGUGUUCGCGGCGUGUCCGAGGGAUUGUGUCACGAGGGGCCCGAGGGCAGUGGGGUUUGACUGCUCUGGGGCGUGGAAGGGGGCAGGGAGAGCCCCUCGAAGUGUCCCUGCGGGAGAGCACCGAGACCUGGACGGUCCCCGGUCCUGCGGGGGCCGGGGUCCGAGGGCAGGGGUCCGCGACCCUCCAGGCUUCGAGGCUUGACCGCCCCCAUGCCUCAUCUUCUCAAUACCCAGACUUUACCUUUUUCCUGGAAGGGAAUACAGAAGAAGAAAUGGCUCCUGUGUUCCUGGCAGCCAGAUCACAGGAAUCAGUUACAUUCAAGGAUGUGGCUGUGAACUUCACCCAGGAAGAGUGGGGGCAACUGAACCCUGCACAGAGGGACCUGUACAGAGAUGUGAUGUUGGAGAACUAUAGAAACCUUAUCUCACUGGAAUCCAUCUCCAGGACGGACUGGGGCGGAGCGCCGCGGAGCCCUCUGGGAAAUGGAGUCCGGGGGUGGAAUUCGCAGCGGCUUGAGAUGGUGUGGGAGAUUGAGAUUGUGUUACGAGAGGCCUGUGGGGAGCUGGGAGCGCGGACCCCCACGGCGGGGCGGGGUGGGGAGCGGCGGGGAGCCGGGGGCUCCACUCUCUCCUCCCAGGCAGCACCCCAUGUUCGUGUCCUUUCGUGGGUCCUCAUGGGUGGCGCCGAGCGUGCAGAUGUCAGUUCAGGUGCGGGGCUGGAUGUCCCCGCUGCCCAUCCGCAGGCAUUUAUUAAGCGCCUCCUGAUCGCGGGGACCCGUGCCAGGCGCUGGGGAGUCAAAGACCGAGGGCGUCAGAUGUGAAGGGUUUCCAAGUGAACCAGAAUCUGUUUGUUUCAGGAAUCAGUUACGUUCAAGGAUGUGGCUGUGAACUUCACCCAAGAGGAAUGGCAGCAACUGAACCCUGCUCAGAGGGACCUCUACAGGGAUGUGAUGCUGGAGAACUAUAGAAACCUCAUCUCACUGGGGCUUCCCAUUUCCAAACCUGAUGUGAUCUUCCAAUUGGAGCAAGGGGAAGAGCCUUGGAUACUUGAUUUACAAGGAACUGAGGAAAAGGCAGUACCAAGAAAUACUUCUCUAGUUUCAGGCUGGGAGUAUAUGCCUGAAAUCCAGGAAUCAAUUCUAAAGCAGAACAUUUCUGAAGGAGGAUCAUUAGGCACAUUAACAGAAAGAAUCAAAGGAGAGAUUUCUGUACCUGAAGACAGAGUGGAGAAGCAGAGGGAAAACUCUGAAGGGAAGACAAGAGAAAAACCACUGUCUCUUGAGAGAAAUUUCAAGCAAAUAUCAAUAAAUCAUACCAAAAAACACACUAAAGAGAGAGGUCAUGAAUGUAAUCAGUGCAGGAAAUCCUUUUUUGAUCGUUCUUCCCUUAAUCGACAUCAGAGAACUCAUACUGGAGAGAAGCCCUAUGAAUGUAAGGAAUGUGGGAAAGCCUUCAGCCACAGCAGCAGUCUUAGAAGACAUGAGAUGACCCACACAGGACAAAGUCCCUAUGAAUGUAGCGAAUGUAGGAAAGCUUUCUAUGACCGUUCAUCCCUUGCUGUACAUGAGAGAAUUCAUACUGGAGAGAAGCCCUAUGAAUGUGAUGAAUGUGGGAAAGCCUUCUUUGACAGAUCAUCUCUCACUCGACAUCAAAGGAUUCAUACUGGUGAGAGUCCCUAUGAAUGUAAUGAAUGUGGGAAAGCCUUCAGCCAAAAAAGCAUACUUACUCGACAUCAGCUAACACAUACUGGAGAGAAGCCUUAUGAGUGUAAUGAAUGUGAAAAAGCAUUCUUUGGCCUCUCAUCCCUUAUUCGACAUCAAAGGACUCAUACUGGAGAGACUCCCUUUGAAUGUAAUGAAUGUGGGAAAGCCUUUUUUGACCGCUCAUCCCUUACUCAACAUCAGAAAAUUCAUAGUAAAGAAAAGCCCUUUGAGUGCAAUGAAUGUGGGAAAGCCUUCAAUCAAAGAAGUCACCUUAACCGACAUCAGAGAACUCAUACAGGAGAGAAACCCUAUGAAUGUAGUGUAUGUGGAAAGGUUUUCAGUAGCAAGUCAUCUGUUAUUCAACAUCAACGACGUUAUGCCAAAGACUCAGAUUCCGUUUUCCAGACGCUAUCUCCAAGCCUGCCUGGGAACAGAGCGCCCCCGAGGCCUUUGGCAAAUGAAGUCUGGACGGAGGAAGCGGAAGAGGCCCGAAGAAGGCUGCGGGUAGAGGGGCCGCUGGGGUGUGCGCAGCCCACGCCGGGAGUGCCGCGCGCGCGCUGCUGUGAUUGGGGUUGUGUCGAGAGGGCUGGUCGGGGGAAAGCGGAGCCUGGGGAAGGUGGGGCGGGAUCCCCGUACCGCCGAGAACCGCACUCUCCUCCGGUCUGCGGCAGCGGGAGCCUGGGUCCUGCGAUCGGGGAGUCUCCCCUGGCCGAGGGAAGAGCUGUGAGAAAGCAGAUUCAGUCACCAUGUGGUGAGGCUGCCCUGCGGUGGAAUGGGCCUCCCCAGGAGGGGACAGGUUCCCCCGUGGUAGAGGUCCCCACAGACUGCGUGGCCACCGGACAGGUGUGCUCGGGUGGGGCUUUCUGCUCAGCAGCCUUGCAAUACAGAAGAAGAAAUGGCUCCUGUGUUGCUGACAGCCAGGCCCCAGGAAACUGCCCCAUCUUGGUGGAUGAUGGACUACAUCAGAGAAUUCAUACUGGAGAGAGUCCCUACAAAUGUAAAGAAUGUGGUAAAGCCUUCAGACAUAGCAGUAGCCUUAGGAGACAUCAAAUGACUCACACGGGACAAAGACCCUAUGAAUGUAAUGAAUGUGGAAAAGCCUUCUUUGAUCGUUCAACUCUUGUCAUACAUGAGAGAAUUCACACUGGGGAAAAGCCCUAUGAAUGUGAUGAAUGCGGGAAAGCCUUCUUCGACAGAUCAUCCCUUACUCAACAUCAGAAAAUUCAUAGUAAAGAGAAGCUCUAUGAAUGCAGAGAAUGUGGGAAAGCCUUCAACUUGAGAAGGCACCUUAACCGACAUCAGAUAACUCAUACUGGAGAAAAACCUUAUGAAUGUAGUGUAUGUGGGAAAGUUUUCAGUCUUUGGACAGGUAACCAACCACUAAAUCUACAUGCCUCCCUUUACCCCCAAAACCCUGCCUUAGACUUAAAUCUGGAGUGGCAACCCCAGGUCAUUCUCACUAAACCAGAGAAGGAAAGUUCGAGUUACGCGGAACCACUUACUGGACGGAGCCGCCGGACUCACCUGGACUCCCCGCCGUUGGGGAGGGAAGGGGGUCAGGCCGGUCCAUCCAUGCCCAAGGAAGAAGAGGGGCUUCUUCUGGUCUCUGGUCCCCAGCUCCCCAGGCUCCACAACGCCCCCUCCGGCCUCAGAGCCCUCCUCGGCCCCGGGACACACACACCACGACCCGGCUUCGUUAGCUCAGCCGCCGGGCCGGCUGUCGACCCUCCAGCCCCGCACCGGUCCGAGACCCACAAAGGAAACCAGCUUCCCGACCGGAAGGAAGGGGCGGGACCCUGGAGCUGGCUACUGAGGCUCCCAUCCCCGGGGCUCCGCAUCCCUCCCACUUGUGGUCGGUCCCUUGGGAGCUCGUUUGUGCGAGCCCGUCGCAGGUUCCUUCUGAUCCUUUGUCAGCAGCUGGGCUGCCAGUGGGUUGGGGGCGGGGGGUGGAGUGGGGGGCACGAUCUAGGGGUACUGACAGUUCGUAGUGAGUCUGGGCAAUGUCGCUCAGACUCCCCGGGCUGGCAACCGGAAGUGAACGGACCCAAAGCAGGGCUGGAAAUCGUAGUUCUCGGGAGCGUUGUCAUGGGCUCAGCGCCUCCAGGAUGGGGACCGCAGCGGCUCGGGGCGGAGAACCGGCGUCUCUGGGUCGGGGCGAAGAGGGUCAGCUGGAGAGCUUCGGAGGAGGAGGGAGCUCUGCGGAGCGUUGGGGGCCGGGGAGAAACCCCUCCGGGAUGUGCGGAGGAGGGUCCGUCCGGAGGCCAGCCUCCAUCCAUCCCGGGGGCUUCUGCCCGUCUUGGUAGAAUCUAUUCGGGGUCCUACCUGGGGAUCCAGAGGGAGCCAGAACCAAAUCACACGCCGGCAGCGUGCUGGGUCGGUUUCCAUGGGUCGAAGCUGCGCAGGGGCAGUUCCUCUGAUCGGAGCAAAGCCCUAGGUUCCGAACGGGCCCCGGGGUCGACGUCAGCUGGAGUCUGGUCCGGCUCCCGCGUGGGAGCGCUUGGGGGAGGGGCUGAGCGGGAGGAUAUGCGCAUGCGCCAUGCGCCCUCCUCGUUCCUGGAGUGUGUUUGCGAUAUGGCUGUGGAAUUUACCCUCGAGGAGUGGGAGCAGUUGGACCCUGCUCAAAGAAACCUGUACAGGGAUGUGAUGUUGGAGAGGUAUAGAAACCUGGUGCUGUUGGGACUUCCAAUCUCUAAGCCUGAUGUAAUCUCCCAACUGGAACGAGGAAAAGAGCCGUGGAUGCUGGAGAGAAAAGACCCAAAAGGUGGUCACCUAGAUUGGGAUAUUAGACCUGAAACUGAGAAGUUAAUUUCAAGGCAGGACAUUUCUGAAGAAGAAUCAUCCCAUGGGGUGUUAAUGGAAAGACUCACAAGGGAUUCUGUGUUGGAAGAAACCUGGCAAUGUGAAGGACAGUUAGAGAGCAACUAUGAGAAACAUUUAAGCCAAGACACAGCUGUUCACAAGAAAACAACUGGGGAGAGAAGCCAUCAAGGUAAUGAGUUUGGGAGAAACUUUGGCCUGAGGUCAUUCAUUGUUACACCACAGAAAGUUCCUACGGGAGAGAGAUUUCUUAAAUGUGAUACACUUGGAGAGAACUUGAAACAGAAUUCAGACCUGAUUAAAGAUCAGAGAAUUUGUGCAGGGAAGAAGCCUUGGAAGUGUAAUGAGUGUGGGAAAGCCUUUAGUUACUGCUCAGCCUUUAUCCUCCAUCAGAGAAUUCAUACUGGAGAAAAACCCUACGAAUGUAAUGAAUGUGGAAAAGGUUUCAGCCAGAGCAUACACCUUACCCUUCAUCAGCGAAUUCAUACUGGAGAGAAACCCUAUGAAUGCAAUGAAUGUGGGAAGGCCUUCAGUCACCGAUCAGCCCUUAUUCGACAUCACAUAAUUCAUACUGGAGAGAAACCCUAUGAAUGUAAUGAAUGUGGGAAAGCCUUUAAUCAAAGUUCAUACCUUACUCAACAUCAGAGGAUUCAUACUGGGGAGAAACCCUAUGAAUGUAAUGAGUGUGGGAAAGCCUUUAGUCAAAGCACAUUUCUUACUCAACAUCAGGUAAUUCAUACUGGAGAGAAACCCUAUAAAUGUAAUGAAUGUGGGAAAGCCUUCAGUGACCGCUCAGGGCUCAUUCAACAUCAGAGGACUCAUACUGGGGAGAAACCCUAUGAAUGUACUGAAUGUGGAAAAGCCUUUGGUUACUGCUCUGCUCUUACUCAACAUCAGAGAACUCAUACUGGAGAAAAACCUUAUAAAUGUAACGACUGUGAGAAAGCUUUUAGUGACCGCUCAGCCCUUAUACGACAUCAGAGAACUCAUACUGGAGAGAAACCCUAUAAAUGCAAGGAAUGUGGGAAAGCCUUUAGCCAGAGUUCAUCUCUUACAAAACAUCAGAAAACUCAUACUGGAGAGAAACCAUAUAAGUGUAAUGAAUGUGACAAAGCCUUCAGCCAGAGCUCCUCCCUCUCUCAACAUCGAAAAACUCAUGUUGGCAGUAAAGCCAGCAAAUACGAAAAAGUCUUCAGUGAUCACUCAGCAUUUACUCAACAAAAGAGAAUUCAUACUGGAUAG
This is a messenger RNA of Vombatus ursinus (common wombat), 7246 nucleotides long. RefSeq lists its product as uncharacterized. Gene Ontology annotation, biological process: negative regulation of transcription by RNA polymerase II. The transcript has 36 exons. Gene Ontology annotation, molecular function: DNA-binding transcription repressor activity, RNA polymerase II-specific. The record is from RefSeq and is a predicted model, not a curated record. Lineage: Eukaryota; Metazoa; Chordata; Mammalia; Diprotodontia; Vombatidae.